This is a messenger RNA of Ochotona curzoniae (black-lipped pika), 459 nucleotides long. It is a transcript of the gene CUNH9orf57, whose product is annotated as chromosome unknown C9orf57 homolog. Lineage: Eukaryota; Metazoa; Chordata; Mammalia; Lagomorpha; Ochotonidae. The transcript is spliced from 4 exons. The record is from RefSeq and is a predicted model, not a curated record. The coding region runs from base 1 to 459 and encodes 152 amino acids.
AUGUCCAAGGAAAUCAACGGGAAAAAGAGGCAUGGUGAUGACAAGAACCUUAUCGCUGGCCAAGGCUCCCUGAAGCAAGUUCUGACAACGCAGACUACUGACUCGGUGAAUUCAGGGGCUCCCCACUGUGGUAGAACAGACUCCCUCGGCUACGGCUACGUCUCCACGUGGAAGAUGCAGACUCCCAAGCCCCACCUCCCGCAGGCUGGAGAUGUCGGAGCCGUGAUCUGCAGGCUGUGCAAUCUCUCUGUCCCCUUCCAUGGGUGUCUUUUAGACUUUGGAACCUGCAAAACCAAGCCUGGUCAGUUUUGCUUUACAGAGGUGCACAUAAAAGGUGGUAUUCAGUGGUAUGCAAUCAAAGGCUGCACAGAGAACGCAUCCGAGUGCUUCCAGAGAGCUGUCACGGCUUACGAAAUGCGGACCAGUCACUGCUGCAGCAACCCUAUGUGCAACUUCUAA